UGUUGUCCCGCAACAACGUAGUAUGCAGUUUCCUCGAGCUGUAUGGGGGUUUUAUCGUCGAUGGAUUUCCAACGGAUACGUUGAAAAAUAUCGUCUUUCUCUUUUGCACCGGGCACCGUGGUUUAAGACGACACGUGACGAGAGAACAUGGCUGCGAAGGUAAAACAUUACGACCCGUUCAGCUCGGCGAGUUCAGAGAGCGAGGAUGAAGAAAUUUAUUCGGACGAUUGUGAAUGUCUCGUCGACGAAAUUUGCGACGAAGCGACACCCACGUCCCAAUCGCCAAGACCACCUUCCACUGAUUUGCAAAAAUCACCACGCUCGAGAAGGCAACGUACUACAAGUAUGACGCAAUCUAGUAAAAAGACAUCCGCGGAAUCUAUCAUUAGAAGUAAGAGAGGAACCAUAUAUACGGCUGGUAGACCGCCUUGGUAUAAUUCCGCGGGACAGCAGGUAGAACCUUUCGUAAUUGGAAUAUGCGGAGGUAGUGCUUCGGGAAAAACUACAGUGGCUACAAAAAUAAUAGAAUCGUUGAGCGUACAAUGGGUUACUCUCCUCAGUAUGGAUUCGUUUUACAAAGUAUUAAAUGAAAAACAGCAUGAAAUGGCGGCACGCAACGAAUAUAAUUUCGAUCAUCCGGAUGCGUUCGAUAUAGAACUUCUUAAGACUACGUUGCAACGAUUAAAAGAGGGAAGAAUGGUGGAAGUUCCUAUUUAUAAUUUUGUAACGCAUCGUAGAGAGAGUAGGACUAAAACAAUGUAUGGCGCCAAUGUCAUUAUAUUUGAGGGAAUAUUUACCUUUUAUAAUGUGGACGUAUUGAAGAUGUGCGAUAUGAAGAUAUUCGUUGAUACCGAUGCCGACGUACGACUUGCACGAAGAUUACGUAGAGAUAUAUCGCAAAGAGGAAGGGACCUGGAAGGUGUCUUGAAACAAUAUUGUACUAUGGUACAACCUGCCUUUUAUUAUUACAUAGCACCGCUUAUGGUCCAUGCCGAUAUUAUUGUACCUCGCGGCGGAGAAAAUGAAGUUGCUAUAGAACUUAUUGUACAACAUGUGCAUACGCAAUUGCAAUUGAGAGGAUUUAAGCUUAGAGAACAAUUAGCCCAUUCUUACAUAGGUCAACCAUUGCCAACGUCUUUGUAUUUACUACCUGAUACACCACAAAUUAAAGGUCUACAUACGUUUAUAAGAAACAAGGAUACCUAUAGAGAUGAAUUUAUAUUUUAUUCGAAACGUUUGAUACGCUUGGUGAUAGAGUACGCAUUGUCUCUGUUGCCAUUCGAGGAAGUCACGGUGGAGACACCACAAGGAAUACCUUAUCAAGGGAAACGUGGUGCGACAGACAAGAUCUGUGGCGUGUCUAUAUUACGAGCUGGAGAAACGAUGGAACAGGCGGUUCGAGAUGUAUGUAAAGACAUAAGGAUAGGAAAAAUUUUAAUACAAACGAAUCAACAGACUGGUGAACCUGAGCUGUAUUAUUUGCGUCUUCCGAAAGAUAUCAAGGAUUACAGAGUCAUAUUAAUGGAUGCUACGGUAGCAACCGGUGCUGCUGCUAUGAUGGCCAUUAGAAUUCUUCUCGAUCACGACGUAGCGGAAGAAAAUGUUUUACUAGUCUCUUUACUUAUGGCGGAAUCAGGUGUCCAUUCUAUCGCCUAUGCUUUUCCAAAAGUGAAAAUAGUUACUUCCGCUUUGGAUCCAGAGAUAAAUAAUAAAUUUUACGUACUACCAGGUAUCGGUAAUUUUGGUGAUAGAUAUUUCGGUACCGAGCCAUCUUCCAUAGACGAUUAACGAAUUUUAUGUUAUUAUUACAACCGAUCGUUUGUAAUCUUACUGGUUUCUUGCCUCUGUUAUUGUGAUAGCGCGUACAAUCAUUUCUCUCGUACAACUUAUUAUUUAAGUUUUCAAUUUCUCCCCUGUUCGGAGAGUUGUACAGUUACAGUGAUUUCUUAAUCAUCUCCUUGUUACGUGAUUUCUUUGUCGAAGAUAAGUUUGUAAUAAAUUCUAAUCACAUUGGUA
Messenger RNA from Vespa crabro (European hornet), 2016 nucleotides. Its product is annotated as uridine-cytidine kinase-like 1. Gene Ontology annotation, cellular component: cytoplasm. The transcript has 10 exons. Lineage: Eukaryota; Metazoa; Arthropoda; Insecta; Hymenoptera; Vespidae. Bases 148 to 1788 code for a protein of 546 amino acids. The record is from RefSeq and is a predicted model, not a curated record. Gene Ontology annotation, molecular function: kinase activity; ATP binding.